This is a messenger RNA of Epinephelus moara (kelp grouper), 1121 nucleotides long. RefSeq names its product dynein, light chain, LC8-type 2a (gene dynll2a). The transcript is spliced from 3 exons. Gene Ontology annotation, biological process: microtubule-based process; cilium assembly. NCBI's taxonomy places the organism in Eukaryota, Metazoa, Chordata, Actinopteri, Perciformes, Serranidae. The record is from RefSeq and is a predicted model, not a curated record. The coding region runs from base 211 to 480 and encodes 89 amino acids. Gene Ontology annotation, molecular function: dynein intermediate chain binding; dynein light intermediate chain binding. Gene Ontology annotation, cellular component: cytoplasmic dynein complex.
GCAGCAUGCAGCAGAGGGGCGGGGAGCUGUUAGAGCACAGCAGAGAGAGCCAACCUACCUACAUGCUUAUUGUGUAAAUCUUUAAAAAGCAAUUAGCCGCAGCAUCAUCUAAACCUUCCCCCCCGCCUGGGUGAAAUACAUAUAUUUUUUGGGGAAAGAAGUGUUUCCAUUCGGCUCCAGAAAAGGCAGGCACCAUCAUCAUCCUCAACCAUGACUGACAGGAAAGCUGUGAUCAAAAACGCAGACAUGUCCGAGGACAUGCAGCAGGACGCGGUGGACUGUGCCACCCAGGCCAUGGAGAAGUACAACAUAGAGAAGGACAUUGCAGCCUAUAUCAAGAAGGAAUUUGACAAGAAGUAUAACCCUACCUGGCACUGCAUCGUCGGGAGGAACUUCGGCAGCUACGUCACCCACGAGACAAAGCAUUUCAUUUACUUCUACUUGGGCCAAGUGGCCAUCUUGCUCUUCAAGUCUGGCUGAGAAGUUUCUGAUGGGUGUUGAGGAGUUUAUCUCCCUGAACCUAAAUCGGAAAUGCACUGGUGGCUGAUGUCUCCCAUACACUAAUAACGACAUACCAUAACGAUGCAAACCCGGCCGUGCGCAAUUGCAUGGACUAUACACUAUUUAAUAUGUAUGUUACAGUAAGUUUACUUUUCGAUAGUUGCCAUUUGAAUGCAACUUAAGUAGUUUUUGUUGAUGCUGUUAAAUUCUAGGUUGUAAAAGAUUUCAACGUGGCCCUUGAUUGUAAAAUAAAGGAAAGCUGUAGAAUGUAGUGGUGCAUCUGCUUUCCUUCACAAGUGGCAUUGCCAGACCCUGUUAUGAGACUCCAUCUGUCGGUUUAGAUGGUAAAAUCAUACUGCGUGCACCAGUUUAACAAUUCAUCAAGAUUCUAAUAUGUGAUCAUGAAAAGAGGUUGGUUAAUGGGGCAAAAUAGUCUUUUCACAUGACAAGCUACUUCAUGGCCUUCCUUUGGUUUCCAGGAGAACAAACAGCAUGACUUUAGUUUACUACUGAUAUUUUACUAAUUUAAUAGGAAUUAUGUUGUCUGUACUCGCAAAUACAAAACCUUUAAUGUUUUCAAUUUGGAUUUUAGAAUAAAAUAUCCAACGAUUUCAGAGAAG